Diceros bicornis minor is the source of this 933-nucleotide messenger RNA. RefSeq names its product serine protease 52-like. Gene Ontology annotation, molecular function: serine-type endopeptidase activity. The coding region runs from base 1 to 933 and encodes 310 amino acids. Lineage: Eukaryota; Metazoa; Chordata; Mammalia; Perissodactyla; Rhinocerotidae. The record is from RefSeq and is a predicted model, not a curated record. The transcript has 5 exons. Gene Ontology annotation, biological process: proteolysis.
AUGAAAGGAUGGAGGGAGGGAAGAGCAGUGUUUCUGCUGCCGGUCGCCCUGCUGCUGCCCUGGGUACACAGAUGUCUGGCACUGACAUGUGGCCAAAGAAUAAGGACCAAAUCUGAGAAGUCAGAAACUUUGAAAAUCACAGGCGGGGAACCUGCAGACAUUAUAGAUUUCCCAUGGCAAGUGAGUAUUCUUCACCAAGGGAGCCAUCUCUGUGGAGGAUCCAUCCUCAGUGAGUGGUGGAUUCUAACUGCAUCCCAUUGCUUCAUCAACAAAAAUAAAUCUACCUUGGAGAUCAUACACGGUCAAGGAAUCUUUAACACCAAGAACUUGACGAAGAUGAAAGUGGACAAGCUAAUUACUCACCCUUAUUUUGAUAGCUGGCUCAUGGAUAAUGACAUCGCUUUGCUCUUGCUCAAAUCCCCAUUUAACCUGAGUGCCAACAAAGCACCCAUCUGCCUUUCAGAGGUCACUGACAUACAGAGAUGGAGAAACUGCUGGGUGACUGGAUGGGGCUUUACCAUUCCUAUGCAAGGUAUAAAUCCAGAGCUGCAGAAAGUCGACAUUAAGCUGGUCAAAUGGAACAUGUGCUCUGAAGUGGUGCCUAUGCUCACCAAGAACAUGCUGUGUGCUGGGAAUCCUCAAGGUGGGAAGGACGCCUGCCAGGGUGACAGUGGGGGGCCUCUGGUUUGCCAGAAAAAAAACAACACAAGCCUGUGGUACCAGCUGGGCAUUGUCAGCUGGGGAGUGGGCUGUGGCCGGGAGAAACUGCCUGGAGUGUACACGAAGGUGUCUAAUUAUCUGUUAUGGAUUAACACGGAGACCACACUGUCAGGAAAGCCCUACAGGCAUGAGCCAGACUCCGGGAACAGUUUGCUUCUAUCAUCGUGGGCCAUCUUGUUACUGUAUUUUGUGAUGCUUCUAUUACCCCCAUGA